AUGUCUUCCUUUCCUUUUAAAUACACAUUUUGUCAAGAAGAUACGAUCAGAAACAAACAUGAAGACAAAGGGACCCAAAGAGAACUAGUGAAAUCUUUAGUGAACCAAAGGAAAUAUUUAUUAGCAGCUGCGAAUCCAGGAGAAAGCUGCGAAUUCGGAUCUUCAAAAUAUUUUUUACUAUGCGGUUUAGGUGGUAUGAUAGCUUGUGGAUCUACGCACACUUUAGUUACCCCUUUGGACUUGGUUAAAUGUCGUAUACAAGUCAAUCCCCAAAAGUAUAAAAACGUUGGAACUGGAUUUAAAGUAACUAUAAAAGAAGAUGGUAUCAAAGGUCUUGCGAAAGGCUGGGCUCCAACGUUAUUAGGUUAUUCAGCUCAAGGAACGUUUAAAUUUGGUUUAUACGAAGUAUUCAAAGUAGUAUAUCACGAUAUUAUAGGAGAAGAGUACUCUUAUAUUUACAGAACUACGUUGUAUCUAGCAGCAUCAGCUACAGCUGAAUUCUUCGCUGAUCUAGCUUUGUCACCGAUGGAAGCUGUAAAAGUAAAAAUUCAAACAACAGAAGGAUACGCAAAUACUCUUCGGGAAGCGAUGCCAAAAAUGUAUAAAGAAGAAGGUCUAUACAGUUUUUUCAAAUCACUAGGACCUCUAUGGAUGCGGCAAAUACCAUACACAAUGAUGAAAUUUUCUUGUUUUGAACGCACCAUAGAAAUACUCUACCAAUAUGUGGUUCCAAAACCAAGAAACGAAUGUACCAAAGCCGAACAGCUUGUGGUCACCUUCACAGCUGGAUAUAUAGCUGGUAUAUUCUGCGCUAUUGUAUCUCACCCAGCUGAUACUCUGGUUAGCAAGUUGAACCAGAAAAAAGGAUCCUCUGUAGGGGAUAUCGUUAAAGAAAUUGGGUUCAUGGGUUUGUGGGGUGGUAUCGUACCGAGAAUUAUAAUGAUUGGAACUUUGACUGCGCUGCAAUGGUUCAUCUACGAUGGGUUCAAGGUGGCGAUGCGAAUGCCUAGGCCACCUCCACCUGAAAUGCCGGAAUCGUUGAGGAGAAAAUUAGGGAAAUAG
Molecule: messenger RNA, 1062 nt
Organism: Psylliodes chrysocephalus
Lineage: Eukaryota; Metazoa; Arthropoda; Insecta; Coleoptera; Chrysomelidae
Source: the annotation of a GenBank genome assembly